Molecule: messenger RNA, 3076 nt
Organism: Daucus carota subsp. sativus
Lineage: Eukaryota; Viridiplantae; Streptophyta; Magnoliopsida; Apiales; Apiaceae
Product: histone-lysine N-methyltransferase, H3 lysine-9 specific SUVH5
Exons: 2
Coding region: 202-2934 (910 amino acids)
Cellular component (GO): nucleus
Molecular function (GO): histone methyltransferase activity; double-stranded DNA binding; zinc ion binding
Source: RefSeq, a predicted model, not a curated record
AAUCUUUAAAAUCUAUCCCGCUACACCGUUCCGUUAUAGAAAAACAUCAAGUCUUCUCGCCGUUGUAAAAUUAGGGCAAAGACUAGGGUUUCGCAUCCGUACUUAGAUGCUCUGUCAAUUUAAUUUGGUCAAUUUGACGUCAAUUGUAGUAAAUCUUCCUGUCCAAUCACUAAGAAUCGGUUCAUAUAUGUGAUUGUGUUGAUGGUCAUGAGCCCUGUAAGAGAUGGCGAUGUUUCUUUAGUGAAGCAGGAUAGAAAUUUUAAGCCAGACUCGAAGCGGAGAAAGGUUGAUACAAGGAGACCUUCAGGGAAAUAUUGCGGUGUUGGUGGAGUUUAUGAUGAAGAGUGCAUUGUAGAAAUAGCGAAUAAAAGGGCAAAGGUUGAGUGUUUAGAUCAUCCGGGAUGUGAUAAUGGAUAUAAUUCCGAGUGUAAGGAUUUGAUCAGCACAAAGUGUGGUCGGGAAGUUGAGCGUUUUGUAGGUUCUAGAGCGAUAGACGGUGAAGUGGAAGAAGGAGAGAUUGUGGAAGAAGAUAUUGAGGGUGAAGUUAAUGUUGGAAGUGGAAAGGGUAUUGCUGAAUCUGGAAAGAGUGAGCACUCAACAGAAGUUGAAGAAGGGGAGAUUAUAGAAGAUGCUGUUAGUGAUUAUGUUGAGGAUGUAAACGGGGAGGGAGAUGAUGUUGAAAUCGAUAAGCCUGUGGAUGAAACUGGAAGAAAUUCGAACAGUUGGGGGAUGGUUUGUUACAAUGACAGGGAAACAAACUUGCCCGAGAAUAAAAGUGCAUCUCCAAGAGAUGUCGAAGGAGGGAUUAUGAAAGGUGAUUUUAAUGACUCUAUUGAAGUUGUAAUUGGGACGGGUACUGAAGUUGAAAAGGAUAAAAAGGUGCAUGUGACGGAAACAAAUUUGAAGAAUCAGGAGAUGAUCUGUUACAAGGAGGCGGAAACAAGUUUGAAUAGUCAGGAGAUGGUUUGUUACAAUGCUCAAAGCAUCAAAAGCUGCGAUUAUAUAAUGAUAGAUGAUCCCAAAAAAGGCACUGGGCACAACUUAAAUGGCGAAAUUAAUGGUUCAAAGAUGUGCUCCCAAGGUACAAAAUCUGUUCUGAGGAAACAAGGAAAACGGGUUUCUGAUUGUGCACCUACUAUAGCUACCCUUAGUAGAUUCAAAGCAAAGGCUGAUGGUUCUAACAAUUGUCCAGUCGAACCUAAAAGAAGUAGUGUGCCAAAAAUGAAUUUUGCUAAAAGGGUAUCUGUUUUAUAUGGUAAAGGGGAAGGCAGAGAUACUCUAGCUGACAAAAAAUUAAAUAAUAUGAGCAUUGUUCCUCAUGAUGGCCAGGAAACUCCAAUUCGCAAAAAGGUGAAGGAAACUUUAAAUCUGUUCCAGCAGGUCUUGCAAAAGUUGUUACUAGGCAAAGAAAAGGUUUCACAAUAUACUUACGUAGAAGCUGCAAUGCAAGUUAAGGAACAAGGGAAGUGGGUUAAUAUGGAUAGGCGAAUCUUGGGAGCUGUUCCAGGUGUUGAAAUUGGGGACAAAUAUCACUGUAGGGCAGAACUUGUUAUCAUUGGCUUGCAUCACCCGUUUGCUGCUGGUAUAGAUUCCAUGGAGGUUGAUGGGAAAAAGAUUGCUAUCAGCAUCGUGGCCUCAGGUCGUUAUGCUAAUGAAACGGAAUUUCCAGAUGUUAUAACUUAUUCUGGUGAAGGAGGAAAUCCAGCUAUUAAAGACAGGGAGCUUAAAGAUCAGAAACUUGAGCGAGGUAACCUUGCCUUAAAGAAUAGCAUGGAUGCGGAAACUCCAGUAAGGGUUGUUCGAGGUUAUCGAGCUUGGAAGUCGUUUAGAGCCGGGGACAAGAAGAGGGAGAAAGAAGCAACAUUUACUUAUGAUGGUUUAUAUGUUGUGAGUAAGUAUUGGCAAGAGAAAGGGAGACAUGGGAAUUUGAUUUAUAUGUUUCAACUGAACAGAAUAAAAGGUCAGCCAAAACUUACAGUAAAUAGUUUGAGUUCAGAAACGUCCACAAUAUCGGGCAGUUCAGCAAAUUCUUCUAUAUCUAGAAGAUCAAGAAAAUGCAAAAGAAUAUUAAGCAAGAUUGGAAGAUCUAACCCGUUGAACAUGCCAGAAAAUUGUCAAACAUUGAUCACGUUGGGAAAAGCUGAAGUCCCUCGCAAUCCUAUAUUGGUAGAUGACAUUUCUUAUGGGAAAGAAAAGAUAGCUAUACGCUUAGUUAAUGACAUUGAUGAUGCGAUACCUCCUGUCUUUAAUUAUAUAGCCAAUAUGGUAUAUCCACACUUGAGAAAAUCCUCUACUAAGACAAAAAGUUGCCAGUGUAUGGACGGGUGCUCCGAUAGUGUCAAAUGUUCUUGUGUUGUCAAAAAUAGAGGUAAAGUACCAUUUAAUGAAGAUGGAGCGAUCCUUAGACAAAAGACUAUCAUUUAUGAGUGUGGUCCAUCUUGCAAAUGCCCCCCUUCUUGCAAUAAUAGAGUUAGCCAGCUUGGCAUAAAGUUUGAGUUAGAGGUCUUUAGGACUGAGUCAGUGGGAUGGGGCCUUCGGUCACGAGAUUUUAUACCGUCUGGAAGUUUUAUCUGUGAAUAUGUAGGGGAGUUGCUAGAGGACUCGCAAGCUGAGGAAAGAAGUGAUUGUGAUGAUUAUUUGUUUAAUUUAGGAGGGAAUGAUGAAUAUACUAUUGAUGCAGGUAUUUAUGGGAAUGUUGGAAGAUUUCUCAAUCACAGUUGUUCACCCAACUUGUAUGCUCAAAAUGUCCUCUAUGAUCACGGUGACAAGAGGAUGCCUCACGUGAUGCUAUUCGCUACCAGCGAUAUACCUCCUUUACAAGAGUUGACUUUUGAUUACAACUAUGAAAUAGAUAGUGUUUAUGAUGCGAAUGGAAAUGUGAAGACCAAAACUUGUUGCUGUGGUGCUCCUGAUUGUAGCGGACGAAUGUAUUGACAGAUUUUUAUUUUUCAAUAACUUGUCGAAGGAGACAGAACAGUCUUUCAUAAGUGUAAGCCUGGUUUAUGAAUAUAGUUGUGAUGUGUCAUCUAAGCAUUUAUUUGUUACAAAAUUAAUGUGAAGAUUCGUUUUUAUUGUC